AUGUCUGAAGUUACCCUUUAUGUCAAACAUAAGGGAACUGAUCUUCUUAUAGUUUCUCUUUAUGUUGAUGAUCUCUUGGUGACAGGGAACAAUGCGUGCCUGGUUGAAGAAUUUAAGAAGGAAAUGAUGCAAGUUUUUCAAAUGACAGACCUUGGGCUAAUGACAUACUUUCUGGGAAUGGAAAUCAAGCAAGGUUCUCAUGCAAUUUUUAUCUGCCAGAAGAAGUAUGCAAGGGAAAUACUUAAAAAAUUCGGCAUGGAGAACUGCAAGGCAACAAGUACACCUAUGAAUCCGAAGGAAAAGUUAAGCAAAGAGGAUGGAACUGAUAAAGUUGAUGAAGGAAAUUUCAGAAGCUUGAUUGUGUGCUUGAUGUAUCUCACUGCUACAAGGCCGGAUAUUCUAUUUGCUGUAAGUCUUUUGUCUAGAUUUAUGCAUUGUGCUACUGAAAUGCAUUUGAGAGCAGCAAAAAGAAUUAUACGAUACAUUAAAGGUACUAUCGACUAUGGUGUCAAAUUCAAGAAGUGUCAGAAUCUCAAGUUGUAUGGAUUCUCGGACAGUGAUUGGGCUGGAUCCUUUGACGAUAUAAAGAGUACAUCUGGAUAUUGCUUCAGCCUAGGAUCAGGGAUUUUUUCUUGGUGUUCCAAGAAGCAAGAAACGGUGGCACAAUCCACUGCAGAGGCUGAAUUCAUUGCAACAACAACGGCAGUAAAUCAAGCCUUAUGGCUGAGAAAAUUAAUGUGUGAUUUGCAUAUGGAUCAAAGAGAUAAUACAAAGAUUCAUGUUGAUAAUCAAGCUGCAAUAGCUAUUUCACAUAAUCCAGUGUUCCAUGGGAAGACUAAACACUUCAACAUUAAGCUUUUUUUCUUGAGGGAUGUGCAGAAAAAUGGAGAAGUGAUUCUUGUUUACUGCAAAUCUGAAGACCAGCUAGCAGAUGUGUUUACGAAAUCUCUUCCUGUCAGCAAGUUCGAGUUCCUGAGGCAACGACUUGGAAUUCGCAGCUCCUAA
This is a messenger RNA of Nicotiana attenuata, 1005 nucleotides long. RefSeq lists its product as uncharacterized. The record is from RefSeq and is a predicted model, not a curated record. The transcript has a single exon. NCBI's taxonomy places the organism in Eukaryota, Viridiplantae, Streptophyta, Magnoliopsida, Solanales, Solanaceae. The coding region runs from base 1 to 1005 and encodes 334 amino acids.